Molecule: messenger RNA, 10542 nt
Organism: Closterium sp. Naga37s-1
Lineage: Eukaryota; Viridiplantae; Streptophyta; Zygnematophyceae; Desmidiales; Closteriaceae
Source: the annotation of a GenBank genome assembly
AUGGCUUCGGACAGAGCGACAACCGUCAGCAGGACGCGGCGGCAGCGUUGCAAUCUGCUUGCGGGCAGAUGCCCGCCCACCCGUCGCAACCUCAACCUGCCCGAGAAAACGGCAACUCGGCGUGAUCACCACGGUACCAUCCCGCCGCUCCGUCACCUCCUCCCUCUCCUCCUCGCACUAUGUCUCUUGCCCCCCUCCGUCCUUCCCGCAUCCGCGAAUCCUUCCUCUGAGGGCGGCCAGGACGGGAGGUUAAAUCCAUCCGCCGCCUCCGCCGCUGCCGCGGUUUCGAGAAUCGCCGCAGCAGAAGAAGGCACGGGAGCUCUCACCGCUUCUCGUGGCGCGGCGACGUUGGGAGCCGAGUCGCGGACCGCGAGUGUCCGAUCGAAGCUGAAUUCGACAAAGCCAGUCACAGAUCCAUCAAGAAACUCCCUAGACGAGGAGCUACCAGCAGACUCUGGGAGCGGGAAGAGGGAGCGAGCAGCGGCAGCGGUGCUGGCGGUGAAUAUCACGUCGGCGCCGUCGGAGCGCAGCGCGGGCAGCAACGCGUCGUUCCGGUUCGCGGCGUUCUGGUUGCCGACGGGAAGCCCUUGCAGUAACUGCUCCUACGCGUGCUCGAUCGAUGGCAAGCCCGCCACCACGUGUAACAGGGGCCACAAGCGAUACUCCGCGCUCGAAUCGGGGGAGCACACCUUCCGCGUGCGCGCCACUGCGCCGCCCUCGUCUCUCCGCGGAAACUCCGCAAAUGGCACCGCUGCUGCAGCCUCCCCUGCUGCUGCGGCUGUCAGUUCGACUGCGUCGCACACGUUCGUCGCAGACCCGUCGUGCCUGGUACCAGCGGAGAUCACCGCCGUGCCCCCGACCAGCCUCAACGCGUCCACGCAGAUCCUGCUCAACCUCUCGCGCCCCUGCCUCGGCCUCUUCUGCUCCUCCAGGAGCAAUUGCUCGAUCGUGGUUCGGGGCCCGGCUGAAUUUGUCCUGGGAGUUUCCAGGAGAUCGUGGUUCGGGGCCCAGCGGAAAUCGUCCCGGGGAGUUUCCAGGAGGUGGUGCCCGGGCUGCGCUACACAGCACGAGUGGCUGUGCCUCUUCCCCACCGUCCACCAUCCCCCCCAACCUCACUUCCCCCACUCCCCCCCCCCCCACUCCACGCUUUCCCUUGCGCUGCUCCCGCAGAUCGUGGUUCGGGGCCCAGCGGAGAUUGUCCCGGGGAGUUUCCAGGAGGUGGUGCCAGGGCUGCGGUACACAGCACGAGUGGCGUUCACAGCCAAGUACGGCCGCGUGAUCGUGCGCAUGCCCCGAGAGGCCUGCAUGGUCCGUGCCACCCUGGGGCAAGUCACGGAUGGCGACGCUGCUGCUGCUGCUGCUGCUGCUGCUGGUGCUGGUGCUGGUGGUGGUGGUGGUUAUGGUGGUGGUGAGGGUGCGAAUGGUGGGGCCAGUCGCAGUAUUCGGAUUGCAGACACGCGGUUGGCUCCUAACGACCUGAGGCCGCGGUUGAAUGGGACGGCAGGGGGAGGCGGAGAGGGCGGAACCGGAGAGGCGCAAGGGGAGGGGGAGGGGGGAGUAGCGGCAAUGGAGGAAUGGGGGGAGGAGCAGCUGGUGGAGUCGUGCUCUUCUGCCUCUUUGAAGUUCCGAUACGGUAGACCAGCGCGACCUCAAGACCAGCGCGACCUCAAGGUGCGAAUCACCCCCGAUCUGGACCCUACGCCCGUGUUCUUCCACGGGAAGCCGCGGCCGUUCUACACCGCUCUGCACCCCUCCGACGUGCGGUUCCUGGUGCGGCUGCAGACGGCGGCGGAUGGGCUGGAGGGCGCCGUGAGGGGCGCGGGCGUGGUGCGGGGCGGGAGGAUAGAGCGCAUUGAGGCGAUCAGCAGGAAGAAGCUCCGCGUGUGGGUGAACGAAACCCGUUUCCCCUUCUGCUCCCUCCCUCGUGUUCAUUCCAUCCAUUCUCACCCGCAGGUGACUCCCACUGCGGCCGUCUCGCUCGUGUCUCUCGCCCUGCCUGAGGCUGCCCUCACCAAUGAAUACGGGGCCGUCAGCCAUGCGUCCUCGCCUGGGUUCAUCCUCUAUGGUAUACUCCGCCUCACGGCGCUCUCCCCGUCUCACGUGCUGGUUGCGCCCAUGGGGGAAGCAGUAGCACGCGUGCUGGUGGCGCUGACGGCGCCAGUGCGUGCAUUCACCGCCGCGAGUGUGAGGGUGGCGGGCGCUGCUGUUGUCGGCAUCUACCAGCGGUCGCUGUUGGAGAACGUGGUGAGCAUUCAGCCGAGCGGAGCGGGCGAGGCGGCGUCGAUCCAUGUGCCUGCUGGGGCGCUGCAAGGCCCGUGCAACCGCAGCAACGAGCAGGCGUCCAACACUCUCGCCUUCGUGCAGUACGAGUCACCAGCAGCAGCGUCGGUGGUGUCAGGAGUCACAACAGCAGCAGCAUCUCUCUCCAUGGCCGCCUCCGCGCUGCUUUCCCUCUCCUCCUCCGCCCUCGCCCUCUCCGGCCAUGCUACCACUGCCACCUCCGCCGCCUCUGCUGCGCUGCUCGCCGUGCCCUCUCGCAGUCUCCUGAACAUGGCGUUUCAUCUGCAGGCAAUGGCGCUCUCCUCCUCCCUCGCCACCGAUCUCCCGCUCACCUUCUCCCAAGCGGCACACAACCUGCUCUGGAUCGUACCCUCCGCCAAGCUCCCCUGGUCUCAAGAUCUCAACCCGCACAUGCUGCAGAAUCCUGCUGUAGCUGGUGGUUUUGCUGCUGGUGCUGCUGGUGGUGCUGCCUCUGGUGGUGGUUUUGGAGAGAUAGAGGGACCAGCUAUGCAGAUUCCCAAAACGGGAGCAGAGGCAGGAGCAGGAGCAGUCGCAGCAGCAGGAGCAGGAGCAGCAGCAGCAGCCGCUGCAGUUGAAGCCCAUAGAACCGCAGUCAACGCCUCUGAAUCCUCCCCACUUUCGGCUUCAUCCACGUCUUCCUCUUCUCCCUCCUCUGCCCUCCCUGUGACUGUUCGUAUCGGUGAAGCAACAUACGCGAGCGAGUCUGGACACGCAGAUAACACUUUUCCCGCGCGAAGCCCGCACACCAGGAGGCUGCUGGGAAGGGAUGGAAGGGAUAGCAUAGGGAAUGAUGGAGGAGAAUCGAAUGGGGACCUCCAGAGAGAGAUGGGCGAUCUAGGAGGCGGUUUCAGGGGUGAUGUGAGUGAUGCAACUGAUGCAACUGAUGCGUUGAGACGUGAGUUAGGAAGCGAAUCUGGUGGGUCGGACUUGGUACGGCAUUACAUGAAGGGGAGGGGUGCCAAACGGCCGUCAGGGGGUACUGGUGGUGGUGGCUUUGAAGACCCUACUGCUGGCGCUGCUGCUGCUGCUGCUGCUGCUGCUGCUGCUCAUGCACGUGCUGUCAAUGUUGCAGAUACCCCUGCUGUUCCUGCUGUUGCUCCUGCUGCUGUUGUGAAACAAGCUUCACCUCAGCAGGCUCCUGCGAACAGGGUGGCAGGAGACGAUGCGAUGAUGACAGGGAGCGAAGAGGAGGAAGGGGACGAAGAGGAGGAGGUUGACGAGGUGGAUGAGGAGGGAGAGGAUGGAGAGGAGGGAGAAGUGGAGGGGGUGCAAGGCCUGCCCACUCCCGCUUUCACCAGAGGUAGUGGUGAUGGUGGCGAUAGCGUGAGAGACAGAAAUGGUGGCGUUGUUGUUGCUGUUCAAGGGGGACGCAGGGAGCAUGGAGGAGGGUGGUUGAAUGGGACGGAUGGAGAAGCGAAGAAUCGCAGUAGUGGCAGUGAAGAGGAGAUGAAGGCGGAUACCAGCUACCUUACAACCACAGAAUACAGAGACCUUCAAAAGGAGCUUGAAGCGGUUGCGGCGGGCGCUGCUUCGUACUGGGACGAGGCUGCCUCCGAGGCUCACAGCAACCUCAUAUGGACUAAGGCCAUGGAGAUUCUCUUCUGGACCGCCAUCCUCAUCUCCUCCUUCAUCCUCCUCCACCUCAUCUCCCUCCUGCUCCUGCCCAAGCCUUCCUCUUCCCUCUUCUCCUCCUCCUCCUCCUCUUCCUCCUCCUCCGCUGCUUCUCACUCCGCCACACCCCCCGCGUUCUCCUCCCCUCCCCCAAGCACUCCGCUGCCCUACCUCCGCUCGCCCUACGCCUUCCCCUCGCCCUACUCCCGCCACUCCCGCUCCCCCGCUUCUACCCACUCCAGCCCCGGCCUCUGCUCCUCCCCUUCCCCCCCCAAGAAGCGGAACAGCGCUUCCCCCGCUUCCAGACGCGCCUCUUCCGCCUCCCCGCCCCCCUGCGCCUCCUCCCCCUCGCUGCCCUCGUCCCCCGCGCCUCCCUCCGCGCAUCUGCUCUCGUUCCCGCGCCCGGAGGUCGUGCUGGGGGUGUUUCUGCUGCCCGCGCUCUCCUUUUCCAUGGCUACUCUCUUCCAAGGCACGGCUGCAGCGCAGCUGGUAGUGGCAGUGGUGCUGCUCUUGCUGCUCGCUGCUCUCCUGCUGGCCGCUCUUCGCUUCGUCAUCGCCAUCUUUGCUAGUGCAGGGCGGCCCCUCGUUGUGUACGAGGAGCGAGACACCAAGGCCCUUUCCCACCACUCCUGCCCUCCUCCCUCACAGCACCUCCUCUCCCGCUUAUCAAGCCUGCUCCUGGGUCGUCAUAACCGACUCGCCCACAGCAGCCGCUCCUUGGUUCUUCUCCGCCCCAGCGCGCCCCUCCACAGUGUCACGAGCCAAGGGGCGACUGCGCACACUGCACCUGCUGGCAGACCUCUCCCACCGCACUGCUCUGGGUGCUCCCCUGUCGUCAUAACCGACUCGCCCACAACAGCCACAGCCACAGCAGCAGCUCCGUGGCUCUCCUCCUCCGCCCCAGCACGUCCCUCCACGGUGUCGCGAGCCAAGGGGCGUCUGCGCACGCUGCACCUCCUGGCGGACCUCUCCCACCGCAUUGCACUCGGCGCGCUGCUGGGAGCCUUCCCCCUGCACUCCUCCUCGUCCCACGCCGCCUCCUCCCAGGUCAUAGCCCUCCUCGUGCUCUCCUCGCUGCACCUCCUCUUCCUCCUCCUCGUCCGCCCCUUCAUCUCUCGCCUCAUCCUCGCGACAGAGUCGCUCUCCCACGCCGCCUACAUCGCCCUCCUCUCCCUCGCCCUCGCUUUCAUCUCUCUAGACCCAUCUGCAAACCCCACUGCGUGCCAGCCCGGCUCUUCCUGGGAUAUAGCCAUGGUAUCAAUGCUUGUGGUUACUGCGGCUGGACAGACCGUGACCUUCUGGUAUGGGAUAGUGGAGCAGGUUAGAGCCCUGUGCCCUGGUAAGGCGCUUGGGCCGUCAAGAGGAGGAGGAGGAGCAGGAGGAGUAGCAGGAGGAGUAGCAGGAGCGGGAGGAGGGGUGGUGGGGGUUCGGUCGAAGAAGCUUCUGACUGCUGGGCCUGGUUCUUCUCCUAAGACUUUCUCGCCGUCCUACUCCCUCCCCACCUCCUCCUCCUCCUCCCCCUCCGCGUGCUCCCCCUUGCCCUCUGCGGUUGUUCAGUUCUGGGAGGGGCUGAAGGCUGUGUGGCAGGGGUUCGGGCUGCUGCUGCCGGUGGCUGUUCGUCCGUGGCUCGGGUGUGGGAGCAAGAGGGAGAAGGAUGAGGAGAGAGGGGGUGCGGCGGAGGAGAUGGGGAAGCAGUCGCUGGUGGCGAAUGAUGGGUGUGCGGUUGAGAUUAGUAAUGGGAGUAGCGGUGGGGAUGGGGAGGGAGGGAUGGGAGGGGCGGGCGGGGUGGGAGAGGAAGAGGCAGGGGUGCAGGAAGGUGAAGAAGGGUGUGAAACUGCUGAGGGGGUGGAGGGCCAGGGAGGGGGAGAGGCGGGCGACGCAAUGACUGUAGCUGCUGAUGGGUCUGGUGGUGCUGUUGCUGCUGCUGGCGCUGCUGUUGCUGGCACUGCCGCUGCUGCUGCUGCUGCUGUGGGGAUCUUUGCGGUAGCAGGAGGAGGCAGCGGAGCAGGAGGAGGAGCAUCAGAGGAAGGCUACAGGACCGAGCGUGCAAGCACGUACACAUCUUCUCCUAGUGUGGCAGCAGGCACAGGCACUCUCACAGCGUCUGCUAGCAGAACGAGCAUGGCUAGUGCACUCUCCCACAACAGCCUACCCACCACCACCGCUGCUGGCACCGCCACCACCACUGCCACCGCCACCAGUGGUAACCAGGAGGAUGUUCUUAGGAGCAACACCAACAACACCAGCAACGCGAACGGGAGCGAGGCUAGCACGGGGGUCUCUUUUACUGACUGGGCUACUGGAUCCCAUACAGACGGACUCACUAUAAGCUCGAUGGCUGGCUCCUGGGGCUGGUCAAAUGGCGGCCCGAAUGGGUCGACCCCGCUUAGUAACAGGGUGUUUAGUGUUUCGCGCAGUGCCGGGCUAAGUGCCGCGUUUAGUGGUGGGAACAUGAGGGUGGGGAGUGUGGGAGCAGGUGGAGCAGGAAGGGCUGCUGGUGGGGUGAUAGGAGGAGCGGGUAUGGGGUUUAACAGUCCUGGGUUGGUUGCAGGUGGGUCUGAAAAGGGACCUUCUGCUCCUGCUCUCUGGGCGAGUACCCAUAGCCCUCUGCCGGCUGUCAGUCCUGUGAUUUCACACAGCAUGGAUGGUUCAGGAGGAGCCUAUUCCGGCAGUGUGGCUGCCGCCGCUCCUAGGGCUUAUUCAGUCAGUAGGCAGCAGAACGUCCCACCAGCAUUCGCUGCUGCUGCUGCUGCUACUGCUGCCGCUGCUGGUAAAUCAGGAGCAGCAGGAGCAGAGGCAUCUCACGGGGCGUCAGAGCUGCACAGAGAGGGAUCGGAAGCGAGCUCCUUUGUUGCGGGAUCUACCCUGCCAGUGUCCCCUGUGACACAGAGCAGAUGGCCAGAGGCCAAGCCUUCCCUCUGGGCCUCCCUUCUCGGGCUCACUGGCGUGAAGAAGACUGCUGCUGCGGUUGCUGCUGACGCUGCUGGCGCUGACGCUGCUGCUGCUGCUGUAGCUGUUGGUUCUGAUGGUGCUGGGGCUAAUGGUGCUGGUAGUGGGGCAUAUGGAGUGCCGGCAGGAUUGGCUGCUGCAGGUACAGCUGCUGCUGCUGCGGAGGCGAUUCAUCCGGCUGCUGCCUUCCCUGCUGGGAGUGUGAGUGUAGGAGUAGGGAUAACUGAGGGCGGUCAAGCAGGUAGCGUGAUGGAGGAGGGAGGAAUAGGAGGGACAAAAGAGAGUGUGGCAGUGAUAGCUGAAGUGAAGAGGGGUGAGGUUGGGACAGAUGGAGAGACGGACGAGGGGACACGGGGAGUGGGAGAAGGAGGGAUGAGUGUGGAAGGGAGGGUGGGGAGUGGGAGGAGCGGGAGGGCUGGAAGCCUCCAGGUUUGGAGCCAAGCCUCUGGCGGAGGCUCGGGAAGUAAGAGGCAGGGGGAGAAGGACGGGGGUGUGAUGGGAGAGGAUGUGGAGGAGGGCGUGGGGAGUACAGGGGAGCCUUUUGGGGUGGGGGGGAGAAGGGAAGGGGGAGUUUGGGGCGGGAAGAUGGUGGUGGAAGAGGAGGAAGGAGGGGGUGCUGUGGCGUGCAGUGCGGUGGGCGGGGGUGGUGAUGGGAGGAAGCGUGGAGUGAGGUCAUCCGAUGCGAGUGUGGAGGUGAAGGGAGGGAAUGUGAGGGAUGGUAUAGCAGGAGAAGACAUGGGAACGGCACCACGGAGUGCAGAUGGUAUGGUUGGUGCUGGCGCUGCUGCUUAUGCUGCUGCUGCUGGUGUUGCCGGUGCUGCUGGUGCUGCUGGUGCUGCUGGUGCUGCUGGUGCUGCUGGUGAUGGUAACCCGCGGGAGGUGGUGGAUGGGAUCUUGGCAGCAGCAGCAGCGCUCUAUGAGGAGAGGCACACUGGUGGGCCAGCUCCUGUAUCCCCCUUGCCUGCUCCCUCCCUCUCUGCUUCUCCCGCUCCUCCUGCAGCAGUGGGAGCAGCAGCAGCAGCAGCAGCAGCAGCAGCAGCAGCAGCAGCAGGAGCAGCAGGAGCAGCGGGAGCAGCAGCAUACGCAAUUGUGCAGCCGCAUGCUUCCACGAUGCCCACUCCUGAGGCAGUACGCAUGGGCUCGGCACACAGCAAUCCUGCUGCUGUCGGCAAGUAUCCGUUGCGCGAGUCCGUGGGGCAAAACGUCGACGGCGAGGAGGUGAAGUCGGCUCGUAGCAGCGCCGCACUAUCCGUCUCUGCUGCUGCCGGUGCUGCUGGUUCUGGUGUGCGUUCUGGUGGCGGUGGCGGUGUGUUUGCUAAGGGGCUAUCAACAUCGUCUUCUGUCAUGUCUGCUGCCUCUGCUGUGGGAUCUGCCGCUCCUCCUGCUGUUUCUGCUGCUGCUGCUGCUGCUGCUGCUGCUGCUGCUGCUGACUCUGCUGGUUUGUCUUCCCCAACUGCCGCUGCUCCUGCUUCCGUCACGACUGCUGCUGCACUUGUCCCUAGUCCAUUCGCCACGUCCCUGGACUUCAGCUUUGCAGGGCAGGGAGUAAGACAAGCGAGUGAACACCUGCCGCAACUGGUGCAAAGAAAGGAGUAUCGAGGGGAGCAGCAGCAGCAGCGGGAGUCUCUGGAUAGCCCUGGAGCAGAGGCGUAUGGGCGAGCUAGGGCAGGGAACGGGAGGAGGGAAGGGUUUGGAGGAGAAGGUAGUGCUGCGUGUGAUGGUGCUGCCAGUGGGACAUCCUCUCAUGUGUCUGCUCGUUCUGCUGCUGUCAUUACUGCCCCUGGACUUGCUCCUCCGCCUCCUCCUGCUGCUGUUGCUGCUGCCAUGGGAAGUAAAGGGCACAGGAGCAUUGGAGGAGGGUUUGCUAUGGCGCAUCCUAGUGUGGGAUCUGGUGCUGCUGCUGCUGCUGCUGCUAUCGGCAGUGGUGCCGCCAGGAGUGGGAGGAGUGGUGGUGGAAGUGCAAAGGGGAGUGGUGGGGGGAGCGGUGUGAGGGGUGGGGUGACGACUGCCAAUCACGAGAAGCUUCAGGAAGCAGAACCAAUUAGCGAAUACCUCCUCCCGCUCGGCCCGCCUUUCCGCGAUCUGCGCGACUUGAUGGCGCGCACUGCGUGCGCCUGUCUCCCCUGCAGCGGCCCUUCUUCCGCCGAAUCCGUCUCACUAGCAGCCCGCUCUGCCGCGUUUACUUCCGCCGGCUCUCCCCCGCGUGCCGCCGCGGGGGCUUCCGCUUUCCUCGCUCCCCCGGUAACGCGCGAGUCGCUGCAUUUCCGCGUCGCGCCGUCGCAGAGCGCGUGGCUGCGGCAGUCGCAGCAGCAGAGCCGUGCGAUGAGCUCUUCCGCUCGUGCGACAGGCCCUGUCGCAUCCCAGUCGUCCGCAGCAGCCGCAGCCGCAGCUGCUGCGCGGAUGGGGGGAGGGUCGGGGGGAGGAUCAAGGGUGGGGGCGGUGGCGGGAGCUGUGGUGGGGCCAGCAGCGGGAAUAGCGGAAACGGCGGGCGGAGCGGUUGUAGCGGACGCGCCUCCUCUGAUCCAUCCGAACGCUGUUGUGCAUCCUGAUGCUAUGAUUCGGGAGGGUGUGGAGAUUGGGCCGUUCUGCACUGUUGGCCCCCAUGUGACUAUAGGGAGGGGUUGUAAGCUGCUGCCCGGGUGCCACGUGGCAGGGAACACAACAAUUGGCGAGUUUUGCACGCUGAUGAGUGGAGCAGUGGUGGGAGCAGACCUACCAGGCACGACGGUGAUCGGCAGUCACAACAGCAUUGGAUACCAUGCCACUGUGGGCGUCAAGUGCCAGGACCUCAAAUACCAGGAGGGCAGUGAGUGCUUCCUGGUGCUGGGCUCACACAACGACAUUCGAGAGCACGCUCAAAUCCACCGCUCCUCCAAGCCCGACGAUGCCACUAUUAUCGGGGACUGCAAUCUAAUCAUGGGAUCAUGCCACGUGGCACAUGAUUGCAAGCUGGGCAACCGCAACAUUCUCGCCAAUGGCACGCUUCUUGGGGGGCAUGUUGUGCUGCAUGAUUUCGUGCACACAGGGGGCGCGGUGGCAGUGCAUCAGUUCUGCCACAUCGGCUCCUACUCCUUCCUUGCUGGAGGGUCCAUGGUGGUGCGCGACGUGCCGAUAUACACCAUGGUGGCGGGCGACAGGGCGGAGCUCAGAGGGCUGAAUCUCGAAGGGCUCAGGCGCUGCGGCUUCUCCACCGACCAGGUGCGCAACGUGCGGCGGGCCUACCAGCAGCUCUUCCUCUCCUCCGAUGCCGCCUCAGGCCUCGAGGACCGUCUCAACCAGCUGGAGGCGAGCGAGCUAAUGGCUGACCCCAACGUGGCUGCCCUGCUCACGUCUGAGGCGAGCGAGCUAAUGGCUGACCCCAACGUGGCUGCCCUGCUCACGUCUGAGGCGAGCGAGCUAAUGGCUGACCCCAACGUGGCUGCCCUGCUCACGUCUGAGGCGAGCGAGCUAAUGGCUGACCCCAACGUGGCUGCCCUGCUCACGUCUGAGGCGAGCGAGCUAAUGGCUGACCCCAACGUGGCUGCCCUGCUCACGUCUGAGGCGAGCGAGCUAAUGGCUGACCCCAACGUGGCUGCCCUGCUCACGUCUGUCUCUGCCUCAUUGCAUAGUAAUACCCCCUUCCACCCUUCCACCCCACCUCUCCCUCCCCCUACAUCAGGAGGCGAGCGAGCUAAUGGCUGA